Molecule: messenger RNA, 3111 nt
Organism: Lates calcarifer (barramundi perch)
Lineage: Eukaryota; Metazoa; Chordata; Actinopteri; Centropomidae
Gene: ccdc150
Product: coiled-coil domain containing 150
Exons: 21
Coding region: 647-3100 (817 amino acids)
Source: RefSeq, a predicted model, not a curated record
GGGUCUUAAGAAGUCAGUUUACUGACAGCUUGACCGUGAACAGCACACAACUGCAAACAGCUCAAAUACUGCUUUCUUAAACUGUGUUUAGUAUUUUCACUUAACCUAAUUUCCAUGUAAGUUAUAAAGUUUUUGUUCAAACUGUUUCAACUUUAUGCCCAUUAUGAAAAUGGUCGUCUCCAGUGCUGUUGACUUGUAUUUCGUUAAAAUAUUCAAUCCAGUCUAGUCGUUAUAAACAAUUCUAAAUUGCAAAACCUAAUAUUCCAAACAAAUGAUGGGCUACUUUCCCCCCCAAAAAGAAUAGCAAAACAGUCUUCAUCAUAACUUGAUACAACGCUGGUGCUCUUUUUGUGCCCCAAAAUACCACAGAGAUCUAUAUUUACAUACCACAUCGCAUGAUAUUCGGCAAUUACAGUAUUUGCCAACUCAUGCAUCUCAUUGUUGUGGGUUAAGAUUUUUCCGACAGUUCUGGAAUACAGCACGAAAACUGUUUGAAAAGAAGCACUACGACGCGUCGCUAUGGAGACAGAGAUGCCGGAAGUGUCGAUGGUGAGAACAGCUGAGGAAGAUUGAGAAGUAAUCACAUACAGAGCUUAGGAGGGGAACAGGUGCAUCUACAAGACCUGUCUGCCCUCACCAACCACCAAUGUCUUGCUCAGCCACUCUGCCCCUCAGUGCCCGGGCCACAGCCCCAGAGGCUCUGUGCCUUCUGCACCAGCGCCUGCUGCUGGCUGAGGAGGAGGCUGAAGGUCUCAUUCGAGAUAUGGGUGCACUGGGAGUGUCCAGGGAUCAAAUUCUGGGAUCUGGAAAGACGAUGGACACCACUCAAAGUCCCCUGACGAUGCAGUGGUUCCAGGGGGAUGAGAACACGCUGUGGCAACAGUGGGACUCUGUAGGGAACCGUGUGUGUCGCAUGGAAAGUCUGCUACAGACCCUCAAACUGACCAUCUUCUGUCUGGAGACUGAGAGAGAACUCGAUCCCUCUCAUACAGCUCGUCUGAAGCAGCAGCUGGCAGAGCUGCAGCAGGAGAGUGAGGAGGAGCAGCAGGCCUGCAGGAGGGAGGUGAUGAAGCUCAGGGACCAACUUCAGCAGGCUUACCAGGAGAGAGAUGAAGCUCACACAGAGGUACAGAGGCUGAGGGAGACAGUGGAGGCAGCCACUGCUGCAAAGAUGGAUGUGGCUUUGGCUGCUGAGGAGCUGAAGAUUGUGAAAUCAGAGAUGAGUCAGAAAAUUAUGGAGAUGAGAGAACAGAUGAGGCAGGAGUCCACCUGCUCUGCUGAAGCCAUGAAAUCUCACAGCAAGCUCCUCCAGUGCGUUGAGGAGAUGGAGAGGGUGGUGAAGAUGGAGAGACGACAGCGUCUGCAGCUGCAGUCGGAGUGCCAGGUUUUGUGUGUUGAGGCACAGACCAGUCGGCAGCAGCUAGAGGAAGAAAAAGACAGAGGCAGACACCUGGAGGAGUACUGUCGGCAGCUCAAAGAGCAGACAGCGGUAAAGGACUCCCUUGUGUUUGAGUUAAAAACUGAACUGAAAAGACAGCAGACAGAGAACAACAAACUGCAGAAAGAGGGCAGGGAGAUGAGAGCUGCUGCUGACAUACUGCAGGCAGAGAAGAGUCGUGUGGUCAAACAACUGCAAGAGCAAGACCGGCUUCUGAAGGCAGCCAGAUGCAACAUUCAGACUGAGCUGAAGGUGGCACUAACAGACAAAGUUAACCUGCAGAGGGAGCUAGAGAAGCUUAAAGAAGAACAUGCUCAUCUCUAUCAGAGCUCCUCCAUUGCACAAGAAAUGGCUGGUACUCAGAAAGAGAUACUUGAGCGAACCAUUGAGAGGCAGCAGAGGGAGCUGAGCACAGCCCAUAAAGAGGAGGAGGCAAUAAGGAAAGACCUUGAGAAUUCAAAACAAAUGUUAUGUAGUGUUGUUACUAAGUUGGAGGGUGAGAAGAGCAGUCUGGAGACCCAUCUUAGCGAGGCCAAGCAGGAAGUAGGAUCUCUGAGCUCAGCCUUGCAGAGUCAACAAGAUGAGAACAGGAGGCUCAUGAGAAAGGUGACUGCUUUAGAGCAGCAAAUGCAGGCGGACCAGAUGCUGAAGGACCUAACUGAGAGAGACAAGACAGCUUAUGGGAUAGGAAAGCUCAAGAUGAGUGAGCUGGAGGCCUUGCAGCAUGUCUGCGGUCCUGCAAGGGAUGUUGUCAGUCAAACACUUGAAAGCAUCCUGGCCUCCCACACCAGACUCCAAGUCAACAGCCAGACCCUGCAUCAGGAGCUGGGGGGGCGAGAGCAGGAGCUGACCACACUCAAGAAGGACAGGCUGCAGGCUCAGACAGAAAUUAGGAAUCACCAAGUAGAGGUGGAGAAACUCCAGCAACUCCUGACAUCUACUCACUCCAAGAAUAACAGAGCUCUGGAGUCCUUGCAGAAGGCUUUGGAUACAGUCAAAGUUGACAACAAAAGACUGGCUCAGAGUCUGAAGCAGGCUGUGUUGACCAACAGCAGUUUACACAGGAAACUGGAACAGAGCAGAAACCAGUACCAGGCCAUCAUCUCACUGAGAGACGUGGAGCUAUAUGAGGCUCAGACAAAGAUAAAUCAUUUGUCUGAAGAGCUGAGUGCUGUAAAGCAACAACGUAGGGAAGACUAUGAAUCUUCCAUGAAGAUGUUGCAUCGAGAAAUCUCAGAGCUAAAAAUGACAGUUAAAGAUUCAUCAACCAGGUCAGGUGACCUAUCCAAGGCCAAUCAGGGACUGCGUCGACGAGUAUCUGAACUGGAGAGGCUGGUUUCCAAACAGAAAGCUUGUAUCAGAGAGCAGAGGAGCCAUCUGAGGGAGCAAUGGAGGAGCAGAGGUUUACAGGACAACUCACAGAAAAUGGAGCCUUUCUUGUUAAGUUCAGAGACACCAGAGAAGGUUGGGAGCAUGUUUGAAGCCAGGACAGAGGUCAGAGGAGAGCAUCAGGAGGUCAGGACAACCUCCAAACAGGAUUUAAGCAAAUGGGAGGCAGAGGAGAGGUGGACCUCUACCAUCCAACGCUGGGAGGCCAAGAGAGAGCUGGCUCACAUCACUGAAGGGUACAAGCCUGUGAGGACACAGCUGAAAACACAUUAACACUGAUAAUG